AUGCCUGGAACAGUAUCAGACGGUCCUUCGGUCUCCUUGAGCUUUGCCAACAACUUUUGGGGUAAAGAUGACGCUGGAGUUGAGCCUCUGCUCUCACGCAUGCAUAAUGCGAAGCAGACUUGUGAUGAGUUGAAGGCAUUUUAUCAAGCUCGCGCGUCACUCGAAGACGAAUAUGCUCGCAAAUUACUUACCCUAUCCCGCAAAGCCUUGGGCUCCCAGGAAGCAGGAACGCUUCGAGCUUCUUUAGAUGUCCUCCGUGGAGAGGUGGAACAAAUGGGAAAGUCACAUCAGAAUAUUGCUGGACAAAUGAAGACGGAAUUGGAGGAGCCGCUGGCGGCAUUUGCUGGUGCAAUGAAGGAACGCAGAAAGAUUGUCCAAGGAGGUAUUGAAAAAUUAUUGAAGGUUAAAGUGCAGCAGACUCAUCUUGUUAAUAAGACUCGCGAUAGAUACGAGCAAGAGUGCUUGAAGAUUAAAGGUUACCUGGCACAGGGUCACAUGGUCAUGGGACAAGAAGAAAGAAAGAACAAGGCAAAGCUGGAGAAGACGCAAAUCAAUCUCGCAACAUCGAACACGGAAUAUGAAAAUGCAGUCAAAGCCUUGGAGGAAACCACAGGCAGGUGGAACCGAGACUGGAAAGCAGCAGCCGACAAAUUUCAAGACCUGGAGGAAGAGAGACUCGAUUUCAUGAAAAGCAGUCUCUGGAGCUUCGCCAACAUUGCCUCGACAGUUUGUGUUAGCGAUGAUGCCUCCUGCGAGAAAGUUCGAUUAGCCCUGGAAAAUUGCGAGUCGGAAUCUUCCGAGGACGAUAAUUAUUCCGUGGCCCAAUUCCAGCGAACAAUCAACCCAGCUUACAGAAGCUCGUCACCACAACCAUCUACAUACGAAUCUCAUCAUGAUCCCGAAUCGAACUUAGUCCGAGACUUAGGCCACGACACAGGGACUCCCCAAAGCCGCGAGGCCACGAUAACACCGCAGAAGGCAGCGACAGAACGAUCCAGACAAACGCAGCUUGAGUAUCAACCUCCUUCGGUUCACGAUGCCUCGACGCCACAGAAGCAAAUUCCAGAUAGAACAAGACAGCAGCCUCAACUUGAUUAUCAACAGCAAUCUUCAAGACGGCCAUUUGAUCAAUCCCAACACGGUCCGUUGGCUGCCGUCCCUCACGAUCCAUACCCUAUGGACGGCAUGACAAUGCUAUGUCGAACAGGCCCUCCUUCAGAUUUGAGUUCCGCCCAUAGUCCCGUGAGACCUUCCAGUCGAGAUUCACAAAGUGAAUACUCUAAUCCAACAUCAUUUUCGAGCCAGGACCCCCAAAGUGGAAAGACUUCGCCUAUCAAACAGGUCGGCCCCCCGGCGGAUAAGCAAAUUUUGAAGAAAAAGAGCGGAUUCUUUCAAGGUCAUAGCCCAUUUAGACGAAAGAGCAACAAGGAAAAGGACUACGGAGCAGCACCCGUGGCGACAUCAAACCGGAAUACAUGGUCAGCGAACCGAAGCAAUAACACUGCCCCAGCUUCUGCCUCGCGAAGAUCACAGUAUGGACAAGGAACUCAAAGUAGGAUGAUCAGUGACGGACCAAGUGUCAGCCCAGAGCCGGUGGACCCUCGUGCCAAUUUCCAAUUGAAUAUUGGAAACAAUGUUUUUGAUGUACAGCAGCCGGGCAAGAAUAAGGGUGCACAGAAUGCUACUCAAGCAGAGGAACUGGAUCCUAUUGCUCAAGCCCUAGCCGAACUGAAGGGUGUCACUAAAGCGUCUUCUAGUCGUGUCUCAGCAGACAACUACCACGGUAUAGCAACGCCAGCACCAGGUUCAACACCAAAUGCUCGACCAGGUGGAACGCAGAUGGCAAGUGGCAGUCAGAUGGGGGGUAUGCGCAGCACCCCACCGCCAUCCUACGAUCAACCUGUUUCCCGCCUAGGACUUCCGCAGCCAGCUUUCACUUCCAAAGCUAUGCAGCAAACACGACAAAAGUAUGAGGACCAAACUCGUAACAUGUUUAGCGCACCACAAGCAAGACCUGGAUCUCAACAUGGUUCACAAUCUCGACCAGGUACAAGAGGUAGCGACAUGCCACGGGCAACAUCGCCUGCCCCUCCGCGCAGUGUUUCGCCUCGUCCUAAUAUGCAAGUGGAUUCUCGGCAAGCAUACCGGUCAGCUUCACCAAAUCCCUAUGGAGGCAGUCAACGGUCACGAACUCAGUCUCAAUCAGCAUCUCCGGUCAAACGUGGAAGUGAACAAAAUGGUUAUUAUCGCCAAAACUCGCCAAACGAAAUCGCUCGCGCUGUAUCUCCAGCACCAUUUCGGGAGCAGGAGAGACCACAUAGUAGUCACGUAGCGUCCGAUAUGGCGGUGCAACUUGCCCCGGCGCCAAGUGACGGGUAUGGUUCCCAAGGCAGAGGAGGUAGUCGAGCUGGCUCUUCUAGGACUAUGAGCUAUUACGGUGGACAAGGCUCUAAUAGUCAGGUUUCUCGACAGCGAAGCAAGAGUGUUGCGGAUGUGCGACAAUAUAAUAGAGAAGGUCGUCCAAUUCUUCAUUUCGCUCGAGCGAUGUACAUGUAUCAAGCCGCCAUCCCCGAGGAACUCAGCUUUGCCAAAGGCGACAUCCUCGCGGUCCUCAGAUUGCAGGAUGAUGGGUGGUGGGAGGCCGAAGUGGCGGGCAAGAAUGGGAGACCGGGUCUCGUGCCUAGCAAUUAUCUUCAGAAUUGCUGA
This is a messenger RNA of Glarea lozoyensis ATCC 20868, 2706 nucleotides long. Its product is annotated as SH3-domain-containing protein. Lineage: Eukaryota; Fungi; Ascomycota; Leotiomycetes; Helotiales; Helotiaceae. Gene Ontology annotation, biological process: cytoskeleton organization. Gene Ontology annotation, cellular component: cytoplasmic side of plasma membrane; cytoplasm; cell division site. The record is from RefSeq and is a predicted model, not a curated record. The transcript is spliced from 5 exons. Gene Ontology annotation, molecular function: phospholipid binding; protein binding. The coding region runs from base 1 to 2706 and encodes 901 amino acids.